This is a messenger RNA of Thunnus maccoyii (southern bluefin tuna), 3209 nucleotides long. RefSeq names its product proteoglycan 4-like. The record is from RefSeq and is a predicted model, not a curated record. Bases 651 to 2903 code for a protein of 750 amino acids. The transcript is spliced from 2 exons. Lineage: Eukaryota; Metazoa; Chordata; Actinopteri; Scombriformes; Scombridae.
CACACAUUCAAACAUACACAUUCUGUAAAUCAAUCCACAGUAAUGAAACUGAGUGAUCUAACCAUUCAAUGUAAUUAAUACACCUGCAGAACAGCUAGAAACUGAUGCUGUAUUAUAUCAAUCAUGGCCAAUCAAGGAGAGAUCAGGGACCACGGUUGUGUAACAUAGGGAGACAUCUAGAUCUGCCUAUCCCAAAAGAAAACUAAACAUUUUAUGGAUAACUAAAUAGUGACAAUGGAACACCUUUAUAUACGCUGAUGAGGGCCAUUUUAUGGUGGUUUCACAUGCUUAGAAAUAAUGAAAUUCUUGUCACUAUCAUGUGGAUUCAUGCACUGUGCUUCCGUUAUUUUGCUGAUUGUCUUAAGUUUGUUUUACUCAACAGAUUACCACAGUGGUAUUCUUCUAGUCCACUUUGCUAAAUGUGUGUACAAUAAUAAUUUUAUUGCAAAUACUAAAUAUUUAUAAGCAAUAAUAUGUUGACAAAUCUUGUGUGUGUGUGCAUGUGUGUGUGUGUGUAACAGAACGGAAUCUUCCCUCUAUGACACCACAAAGGAACAAAUUGGAACUGCUGCACAAACCAGUGCAAACCAGACAUUCUGCACACAUUUUCACACGUUGUCUUAAGUAAAGGACCGUUAUAACUGUCAAAGAUGAAUACUAGAAAAUCUUUACCGUAUGGAAUGAAAAGCUUGCUGGAGUGUAUGUCCAGAGCAACACUCCUCACACAGCCAUUUGACACACCGAAAUUUCUGUCUACACAUGUGAAUGAAAUGACACAUUUCAGCAAAGAGGAAUCAAGAGAUAUCAAGGAUGUCGCCUUUAGGUAUCAAGAGCAGUGGGAGAAUAACAUAUUGAGAAGAGAGAGGUCAGAGACGCCAAAAACAUUCCUGGAGGACCCUCCUUCUCCUAUAUCCACAAUGCCCAGUGCAUCCUCUGAAUCCUUCACUGUAUCACCUCCCCCUGAGGUGUGCCGAAAGACACGUAGAGUUUCUUCAGUCAGGGUUCCCCAUCGACAAGAGAGUGUUGGUCUCACUGCUGAGGAGAUACCUGUCUUUACUAGUCAACCAAGACCAGUGCCACCACCGCAUGGAGAGAGAGUUAAGAAACAUCGGGUAUCAACAGACAGGAUUCCCCAUCGACAGGAGAGUGUUGGUCUCAUUGCUGAAGAGAUACCUGCCUCUACUAGUCAACCAAGACCAGUGCCACCUCCGCAUAGCGAGAGAGUUAAGAAACAUCGGGUAUCAACAGACAGGAUUCCCCAUCGACAGGAGAGUGUUGGUCUCACUGCUGAAGAGAUACCUGCCUUUCCUAGUCAACCAAGACCAGUGCCACCACCGCAUGGAGAGAGGGUUAAGAAACUUCAGGUAUCAACAGACAGGAUUCCCCAUCAACAGGAGAGUGUUGGUCUCACUGCUGAAGAGAUACCUGCCUCUACUAGUCAACCAAGACCAGUGCCACCUCUGCAUAGCAAGAGAGUUAAGAAACAUCGGGUAUCAACAGACAGGAUUCCCCAUCGACAGGAGAAUGUUGGUCUCACUGCUGAAGAGAUACCUGCCUUUCCUAGUCAACCAAGACCAGUGCCACCACCGCAUGGAGAGAGAGUUAAGAAACGUCGGGUAUCAACAGACAGGGUUCCCCAUCGACAGAAGAGUGUUGGUCUCACUGCUGAAGAGAUACCUACCUCUACUAGUCAACCAAGACCAGUGCCACCACCGCAUGGAGAGAGAGUUAAGAAACGUCGGGUAUCAACAGACAGGGUUCCCCAUCAACAGGAGUGUGUUGGUCUCACUGCUGAAGAGAUACCUGCCUCUACUAGUCAACCAAGACCGGUGCCACCUCUGCAUAGCAAGAGAGUUAAGAAACAUCGGGUAUCAACAGACAGGAUUCCCCAUCGACAGGAGAAUGUUGGUCUCACUGCUGAAGAGAUACCUACCUCUACUAGUCAACCAAGACCAGUGCCACCACUGCGUGGAGAGAGAGUUAAGAAACGUCGGAUAUCAACAGACAGGAUUCCCCAUCGACAGGAGAGUGUUGGUCUCACUGCUGAAGAGAUACCUACCUCUACUAGUCAACUGAGACCAGUGCCACCACUGCGUGGAGAGAGGGAUAAGAAACGUCGGGUAUCAACAGACAGGAUUCCCCAUCAAAAGGAGACAAAACCAUCUCUACCAUCUGCAUGGCAAGUGCUCCCACCUAUCCCACAAAAAGCUGCUUCACAGGGACAAAAAUCAACCAAGGGACGUGUCAGUGGUGUCUUUACUUGCCGUCUGACUGACUGUCCUUAUCACAAUAAACCCAUAGAAGGGUCUGCAGUUGACAGGGAAUUGGGGCCAAUUUGGGUGGAUAUAGAGCCUACAGUAAACAGGCAUCUGGAGCUACAAAAGUUAGAGGAAAAGUGUAGAUCAUCUCGGUUACGGGUUCCAUACAGACCAAAGGGAGGGCCUAUUGCAGAUCCAGAACUAGCGCCAAUAAGAACCAGGGCACAACCUGUGACAAAAAGAACUGGUGCAGAAAGCAACCUGUCUAAUAGCAAAAAGGGCACUGCCUACAGUAGACGAGGUGUUGUGUCCAAGGGCACAAACAGUAUGAAUCUGUCACAAGUGUCUCCGGAGUCCUCUGCAUACACCAAUUUAGCACAUACUGUUCAUAUUAUUAGAUACAGCCAUGUGCAGGCACAGUUCAGUGACCUUCAACCUCACUCUGCCAGGUUGCGUAACAUCACUUUGCAACCUAGUCUUCAGUCCCAAUAUCAGCAGGUAGCAAAGAGCAGAACCCCCAGUAAUCCCACAACAAGACACUUUUUAGCUAUGAGCAAAUCAUCUUAUUCAUAUUUUGUCCUACAAAAAACAAUUCUAGGACUUCUUCUGAAUAAUCCUGAUUUGUUUGAUAAAUACAGGCCCUGAUCUCAGUUUUGUCAUGCUUCCCACUUGGCACCUAUCAGUCUAGGAAGGAGAUCUCCUCUUGUGUGGUCCUUCCCAAGGUUUCUUCCAGUUUCACCUGUUAAAAGGUAUAAUUGGGAGUUUUUCCUUGCCCGCUUGAGGGGGGUGUCCUUACUACUUAGGUUUGGCAUGACUUCACAACAUUAAUUCCUCUGGCUUCUUAUAUCAAUAGAAUACUUAAAAUUAAUUGUACAGUUGUCAUUAGGGAUGUGCAGAGGGGCCAGUAUUUGUAUUUGUAUCUAUAUUUGUUGAGGCAGCAAAAUCAUUUGU